Messenger RNA from Ustilago hordei, 1263 nucleotides. RefSeq lists its product as uncharacterized. Gene Ontology annotation, cellular component: zeta DNA polymerase complex. The transcript has a single exon. NCBI's taxonomy places the organism in Eukaryota, Fungi, Basidiomycota, Ustilaginomycetes, Ustilaginales, Ustilaginaceae. The record is from RefSeq and is a predicted model, not a curated record. The coding region runs from base 1 to 1263 and encodes 420 amino acids.
AUGGACAAAGGCAAAGCAAGGCAGCUGGAUCCGGACCAUAUUGUCAUUCCUCCGCCGGAUCGACUAGAAGACUCUCCCCUCACCUACAACCAGCUCGUCUCGGGCAUUCUCGACUUUUUAGAAGUUGCUUUCCACACCAUCCUAUGCAUGCGCUCGGUAUACCCGUACGAUGUCUUUGCACGACGCAAAAAGUACAACCACCCUUGCUACCAGUCUCGACAUCCUGGUCUGAAUGAGUACAUCUCCCGCGUCCUCACCGCCCUUCGAAGCGAAAUCGAAAGAAGCACCGUUAGCAAGGUGAUCCUCGUCAUUCGGCCCAAUGUAGCCGUCGAAACAAGCAAUGGCACCUCCGGAAGCGGGUCUUCUGGUGGAUCCGAUCUCAGUGCUUCAGACGCCUACGAACGUUUCGUCUUCAGCCUAGACUACAUCCUACCCUCAACUUUGAUAGACCCACGCGAUAGAGAUUUGGCAAUAUCGAGCAAUGUCACCAGCAACGAGCUUGAGUUGGUCUUUCGUGGUUUCAUGCAAAAACUCAUGGUGGUUGAUGGGAUACUUUACGAUAUGCCUCAGAUGCCAGGUGCAAAAGGGAAUGAUGCUGAUGGAACCUCAAACACAGAGCUCACCUUCGCCGUCGUCCUGGAGAUGGUGGACGAAGACACCUCUCCAAGCAGCAAAGACCGCAAUCAGCCAACCACAGGCGACUGGAUUCCAGCAGAUACAGAGAACAUAGGUCGCUCCCACCGCUGCAUUUCAUCACCCUCCGCAGUCGAUCCAGCACCAAAGAUCCGACCGAUCAAAACCCUCGACUCGGGCGUGAUCAACCUUAUGCUCUAUGUCGAAGAAGAUAUAUGUACCAAGUCUGGCGCUCUUUCUCGUCCUACUAAUCCGCGCAGCUCUCCGUCCAAAAGUGUUGUACGCCCGACUUCUGCCCAGCCUCGCGGCGUAGAGCAAGAGCUACUGCUAUCAAAAGCGACCCAAAUCGACAUCACAGCCGCAGGAGGUGGCAACGCACGCGAGAUCAAAAACCGAGCAAGACGUCUCGACGCUGAGAGAGACCUGGAUCAACCAGCACUAGCACAAGCGGACGCAGAACCAGACAUUGCACACGCCAAAAGCAAACGCAAACGUGCCAGGAUGGUGCUCGGUGAAACAAGAGCAGCAGAAACAGACACAGAGUCGUCCUCUUCCGCACCGAGUUCGCCAAGUGGAAGCAGUCAGAGUGUCAAAGAUGACUUCGGUGGGCAGCUUAGUGGAGGAUUCUAG